AUGGGUCCUGAACAGCAAACAUCAACCGAAGACCGGCCUUGCAUUAUGCUACUCUCGAUUGAAACCGAAGCAUUCUUCGACGAGCAGUAUAACCGUUUGCUCAAUGCUCUCUCUGAUCGAGCUCGCGUUGUGCGCGCGCGGACAACACAAAGCGCUCUAAACUUCCUCGAGAACAAUAUACCCAGCGCCAUCUUCGUUACUGAUGCCGGCCUUAUACGACGCAAGACGACAGGCAUCUUACCAAAGCUCACAGAAUAUGUAUCUAACGGAGGAAGGAUAAUUUUUGGUGGGCAUUUCAGCUCCUUUGCUCCUCCGUUGAAAAUUCAUCCCCUUUUCCGCAAGAACUUUGGCCUGCCGUGGGAGAGUGCGUCCUAUCAUCGAACAGAUUUUCAUCUGAACCCUGUGGCCGCGGAGAACCUUGGCUCGUCUCAGCAGCUAGCGAGUUGCUAUAGCCAGAAAGCCCUUCAUUUGAAAAAUGUUGGCCAUGCUGCCGCGAUAUAUCUUCCGGGACGUGAGAGUAGGAUUCAAAGUUUGGUAUUCUCACCGGAAAGAAUUACGAAUCUUGAAGAAACCCCGACUGCCUGGGCUAAAGUUGGGCAGGGCUGGGUUGGAUAUAUAGGAGAUGUGAACGCCGAAGAGGAUACCGAUACUGUUGUUUUAAUAUCGUCGCCUCUGUCUCUUGUACGCAUGAAACUUCUCAAUUGCUAUUACACCGCAUGA
This is a messenger RNA of Ophidiomyces ophidiicola, 720 nucleotides long. RefSeq lists its product as uncharacterized. The record is from RefSeq and is a predicted model, not a curated record. Lineage: Eukaryota; Fungi; Ascomycota; Eurotiomycetes; Onygenales; Onygenaceae. Bases 1 to 720 code for a protein of 239 amino acids. The transcript is spliced from 2 exons.